Limulus polyphemus (Atlantic horseshoe crab) is the source of this 690-nucleotide messenger RNA. Its product is annotated as twist-related protein-like. Lineage: Eukaryota; Metazoa; Arthropoda; Merostomata; Xiphosura; Limulidae. The record is from RefSeq and is a predicted model, not a curated record. The coding region runs from base 1 to 690 and encodes 229 amino acids. The transcript has a single exon. Gene Ontology annotation, molecular function: protein dimerization activity.
AUGGCAUUUCAAAUAAUGGAUUUCGAUUCGGAAAUGUUUGAUUUUUACUUAAACACAGCUUCGCUCGUUUUAGAGGAAGAUAACAAAAAAAACUGUGGGACUGGCUCCAGUUUCACAAAAGAAGUAACGCUAGUGACAAAAUCUCUACCACAAGAUGUCAGUAGCGUCUGCACAAACUCUCAUGAAGAUGUGAAAAAGUUCGUUGAUGAACAUACCGCUUCAAGUUCUAACAUUUCCUCUUCAGAAUAUAAUCUUAGACCUCGCUCGAUAUUGAAACGACUAGAAACAGAAAAGCAACGGUACACUAAAAAAGUGCCUAAACCAAGGCAAAAACCGCCACCUUUAAGCAAGUAUCGAAGAAAGACAGCUAAUGCGCGUGAACGAUCCCGGAUGAAUGAAAUGAACGAAGCAUUUGACAAACUGAGAAAGGUCGUACCGACUUUUCCCGUUAACGCCGGUGUGGAAAACACUAAGUUAACAAAGAUUACCACGCUUCGACUAGCUGUGAACUACAUUGCAGCUUUGACGAAAAUUCUUCAUACAGCGGACAAAAUACAAAGCAAGUCCAGGACUGAAUCCAUAGCUGGAUCGAAAACGUCAAGUUCUGUUCCUGCGUCUUAUUGUUUCAAAGUGAUGUUGGAAUCAGAUGGAGAUAGCACACAAUUUAGUGAUGAACCCAAUAUCGAUUAA